AUGUCGUCUGACGCAUCUUCCCACCCAACAUCUCUCGCACGGUUUCGUCCAGCGCUAUAUCUCUUGACAGGUAUAGCGGCUGCAUACGCCAUUUUCUAUGCUCACAGCCGAUAUGUCGCUUCUCCAUCUCCUCCGCCUUUACACCGCCGCAAUGCCGUCCGGAGGAGAAGCACGCGGCGGCGCGGUGGUAUCUCCCUUCCCAGUGGCGAAUCGCGCGCCCCCCAUGACUUCUCAGGGCCUAUAGAAGCACUGGACCUGCUGGAAAGAACAGGACAAGCUUAUGGGACUUUUAGGAUGCAGGUAGACGGUGGCCGUGCUGUUGAGUGUCGUCUCAUCCCGUCGCAGCUACCGUCUGUCGAUCAGAUUCAGGAAGAACUUGAAACUCUUCGGGGACACGCACGGUAUAUACGGUCCGUCAUUGAAGAUGCCCUACUUGAUAACUUCCUCGCUGUUGAAUUCCAGUCUUCGCAUACGAUUCUCUUUGAAACGGGCGAGUGGCAAUAUCUGUCAACUGAGUUGCUAAGCCGUGGUCUUUCUGAGACGAACGUCACGGCUGCGCUCACGAGAUUUAAUGAGUCCGAUCAGUUUGGCGAGGAGCUACGGCGUCGGAGACAGAACGGCGAGUCGAUACGACUGACAGGCCCUGGAACUAGCCUCCUCAACCCUUCAGAGCCGUCCCAAACUGCACAAGCUCAUGAGCAGGCGGAAACAACAGUGGAUGACCAGAGCCUCUUUUCGUGGCGAGAUGGUAAUGACGAUGGUACACCCACCCGUGAGGGACAGAAUUUGCUCAACUUACUCUACCAUAUCGCUGAGGAUCAGGCGCGGCGGGAUGGCUAUAUUCAUCGCGGAGUAACGUGCAAUAGCUGUGGGGCAAUGCCAAUUCAGGGAAUAAGAUAUCGAUGUGCCAACUGUAUCGACUACGACCUCUGCGAAACAUGCGAGGCAAUGCAGGUUCAUAUCAAAACCCAUCUAUUUUAUAAAGUCCGUAUUCCUGCGCCUUUCCUAGGUAAUCCGCGACAACCCCAGCCGGUUUGGUAUCCAGGGAAGCCGUCUAUGCUGCCACGCAGUCUACCACGAAAUCUCGCAAAAAGACUUAUGAAAGAGACGAAUUUUGAAAAUACAGAGUUGGAUGCGCUCUGGGACCAGUUUCGCUGCCUGGCAAACGUUGAGUGGAUCAAUGAUCCAAACAAACUUAAUAUGGCGAUCGAUCGCAAGACGUUUGAUCGAUGCUUUGUGCCAAAUACGUCAAUUCGGCCUCCCCCACCGAGUCUCAUAUACGACCGGAUGUUUUCGUUCUACGAUACUAACGGAGAUAAUCUGAUCGGGUUUGAAGAGUUUUUGAAAGGACUGGCAAGUUUCAGUAAUAAGAGUGUGCACGAGAGGCUUAGGAGAAUAUUCGAAGGGUAUGAUAUCGAUAGAGAUGGCUACGUGGAAAGAAAAGAUUUCCUUCGAAUAUUCCGGGCAUACUAUACGCUCAGUAGAGAAUUGACAAGGGACAUGGUAGCCGGCAUGGAAGAUGACUUCUUGGAGGGUGGAACAAGAGAUAUCAUACUCGGGAGCCAACCUAUAUCUUCUGCGUUCCCGGGCAAUAUCCCACCUGGAGAACCUUCCAGGAUUGGUGAAGGAAAACGAACAAAUCUGCGAGGUGAUAUGGAAAUUAUCGAUAAUGAGGGCAUUUUACGAGAUGAUGGUGAUGACACAGGCGAUAGGAAUGCAGUUAUUGCAGACGCUGCAGUUAGGGAAACGUAUGGUCGGACACGCCCCCUCUUCACAUCUAGGCUGCGACUCCCUGACCCUCCAUUUUCGCGGCCUCGUAGACGCAAUCGACACCCCCACGGAGAUACCAACGAAGAAGAGUAUGGCGAUGAAGAAGAUAACGGAUCGCAUGAUUCGGAUUCGUACCCGGGCAGCUACAGCGAAUGGCCUAGUGACCUGGUCCGGUCAGAGGACGUAGUUAGUGCUUUAGGCACCUAUGUACCCUUGGAGGAAAUCACCGAUCCGGUUGAUAGGGCUAGGAUCGCUACUUGUGCAAUGCAGAGACUUGAUGAAGCAGAUCGAGAGAGGAUGCAACGAAUAAGGAGAGAGGGAAUUGACGAAAGAUGGGCAAGGCGGGCGUUCUAUACCGACGAGGAGGAGGGCGCAACUGCUCCUGCUGGAUACCAUGAAGCGGAUGAUUUCAACGACGUCGAAGAUAUACCUCAUCGACUCCAAGAGGAGUCGCACUCACCCACUCCACGGUCGAGAUCAUCGUCUAAGGUUCGCUUCCAGGAUGACAUCACGGACGACUACGAGACUAGGUCAAACCAGUCCACGUCAUCUCGCAGCAUCCCAGUAGCUGAACGCUGGGGCGGAUUCGAGGUCCCUGAAGCGGAAAAGGAUGUUGGAAAAGAAGUACUAUAUCAAGUUACUCAGCAAGGUCUAAAUGAGCUUCUAGACCUCAUAUUCAAACCGAAGGAAAAUCUACUUAUGGAAGCACGUCGGACGAAGGCUGAGAGAAAACGAUGGGCGAAGGAGAUCAAUAACUUUACGGCAUCCCUUCCUAAAAACCAUUAUCUUCGACAGGGUGCUGAUAUCGACAAGCAAACUGGAGGACCUGACCAAGCAGAAGCGGAAGACGAAGUAAAAUCAACAGAACGCUCGAGGAAGGAACAUCGGGAGCAACUACUGGAUGGCACAGAUUAUCCCUCCCUGGGCGGCGGAGAUAUCCUUGACCACUCUCAUCCAGGUGAAGAUGAUAUCGCCGGCCAGGCGGAAAUGCUCGCCGAUCCUACUCUCCCUCAAAACCGCCCUAAUGACCCGGAUAUUCUGGAGCCUUUCCCUCCGGCCCCCGAAGGAUUAAACUACACCGAGUACAUAGAGGAAGAAGAAUACGAAGUAGCAGAGAGCACAUCCCCACCUCCCGAUCCAACCCUUCCUCAAAACCGACCAGACAGAGCAGCCUCGGGCCGCAGCCUCCAUAUAACUGAAGUUUCCAGCUCCACAGCCCUUCCACAUGGACAUUCCGUAUUCGAGCAAUCACCUGUCUACGAAUCUGCUUCCACCUCCAGCUCCUCCGCCCCCGCCUCCGUAUCUGCGCAACAACAGCCACCACAACAACAGCAACAACGCCCUUUGCGCCCACGCUCUAUACGAUCCCGUAACCAAUCCUUACCCCUCCGUCUCCGUUUCCAUCAAUCCGCCUCGUCAUCGCCCCGCCGACAACAACUCGUCCCUGAUGGUGACGAUGAUGAUCGUUCACAUUCCUCCCUUUCUCUCUCUCCCCCACCAUCACCAUCCUCCUCAUCCUCCCUGAACGACGCUAACAAAAAACCCAAUCCACCUUCACCGCCACUUCCACCAUCGCCGAAGACGCUCGCCCGCUGGAGCAGGCUUAAUCAGGUGGAGCGGGAAGCGAAGGCACGUGGCGGAUCUGGUGCAAAGUUGAACUUUGACGAGUUUGCGAUGAGGAUGCAGGGGGAGAGGGGGCGGCGGCUGGGAUUUGUGGCGAGUUGGAUUGAUAUGACGAGCUUUUAG
This is a messenger RNA of Blastomyces dermatitidis ER-3, 3516 nucleotides long. Its product is annotated as EF hand domain-containing protein. Gene Ontology annotation, cellular component: intracellular membrane-bounded organelle; cytosol; membrane. The record is from RefSeq and is a predicted model, not a curated record. Gene Ontology annotation, molecular function: zinc ion binding; calcium ion binding. Lineage: Eukaryota; Fungi; Ascomycota; Eurotiomycetes; Onygenales; Ajellomycetaceae. The transcript has a single exon. The coding region runs from base 1 to 3516 and encodes 1171 amino acids.